UGUAAACUCCGUUCUCUUCUGUAAACACAACAAACAAACAGUCUCUUUAUAAAUUCAAAUGCGAGUACUAUUUCCUCGCUAUUACACUCUUAAAACAAAUCCAAUUUCAUCAUCUUCUCCAUUAAUCUCUUUACAAUCCUACUCUUCAAACAUGUCUUCUUCAGUCAUAAUUCCAUCUAUUUCUCUUCCAAAGAUCUCUUAUUCUGAUUCUUUGAAGAGUUGUUCGAGUUUUUCUGGGUCCAGAAAUGGAGUUAGAUUGUUUAAUUCGAAGAAUGUUGAUAAAUCUAGGGUUUCAAUGAGUGUUUCUGUUGGAUCCAAGACUACUGUUGAUGAUGCUUUGUUUUCUGAUUAUAAAGCUACUACUGCUUUUCUAUUUCCUGGUCAGGGUGCACAAGCCGUGGGAAUGGGUAAGGAGGCUCAGAAUGUGCCUGCUGCUGCUAACUUAUAUAAUAAGGCAAAUGACAUACUCGGUUUUGAUCUUCUUGACGUUUGCACCAAUGGACCUAAAGAUAAACUGGAUUCAACAGUUAUAAGUCAGCCUGCUAUCUAUGUCACAAGCCUUGCUGCAGUUGAGGUAUUGCGUGCUAGGGAUGGAGGUCAGCAGAUAAUCGAUUCAGUGGAUGUCACUUGUGGUCUAAGUCUGGGAGAAUACACCGCCCUUGCAUUUGCAGGAGCUUUUAGUUUUGAGGAUGGACUCAAGCUGGUCAAACUGAGAGGAGAAGCCAUGCAGGAUGCAGCGGAUGCAGCUAAAAGUGCCAUGGUCAGUGUCAUUGGACUCGAUUCAGAAAAAGUCCAACUGUUAUGUGAUGCUGCUAACGAAGAAGUAGAUGCGAAAGACAAAGUUCAGAUUGCAAAUUUUCUUUGUCCUGGAAAUUAUGCUGUUUCUGGAGGCGUGAAGGGAGUGGAAGCAUUAGAAGCUAAGGCCAAGUCAUUCAAGGCUCGAAUGACGGUACGUCUUGCUGUUGCUGGUGCUUUCCACACUAGCUUCAUGAACCCAGCUGUUUCAAGAUUGGAAGCUGCUCUAGCGGCAACAGACCUUAGAACCCCUAGAAUACCAGUCAUAUCCAAUGUCGAUGCACAACCACAUGCAGAUCCCGCAACAAUUAAGAACAUAUUAGCGCGCCAGGUAACUUCUCCUGUUCAGUGGGAAAUGACAGUGAAAACCCUUCUAGACAAAGAGGUCCAGAAGAGCUAUGAACUGGGUCCUGGAAAGGUGAUAGCUGGAAUUGUGAAACGAUUCUCCAAAACUGCUGUUGUUGAGAACAUUGGAGCCUAAAGAAAUUUAAUAAUUUCAAGGAGGUUAUAUUUUGUGCCUUUUGUAUUUAACCCGGAUAGGAUAUCUUAGAAAGAAUAUCUGCUUCACAGGCUAGGUUAUGGUUACUAUGUUAGCUACUUAGCUAGGGGAAUGAAGACUUGGAUGAUACUUUGCUUGCACCUGUGGGGAAUGUACGAGUUUGGCGCGAAAUUUUGCAGGUUGCUCAAAAUGAUCCACCGUGUUAGGAACAGUAUUUCAAGUAUUUACGAUUUUAAUUGUAGUUUAUUUUAUCAAUUAAUUUAUUUAUGGUGCAUUAUGUGAUUUUAGUUAACGUAUCCACUUCAGUGAGGUGUAUGCUUUAAUCUUAGAACACUCGAAAAGUUUAUUUUAUAUGAAGUACCAGCAUGUUGUUCUAGUCA
This is a messenger RNA of Papaver somniferum (opium poppy), 1674 nucleotides long. RefSeq names its product malonyl CoA-acyl carrier protein transacylase-like. The transcript is spliced from 10 exons. The coding region runs from base 59 to 1276 and encodes 405 amino acids. The record is from RefSeq and is a predicted model, not a curated record. Gene Ontology annotation, molecular function: [acyl-carrier-protein] S-malonyltransferase activity. NCBI's taxonomy places the organism in Eukaryota, Viridiplantae, Streptophyta, Magnoliopsida, Ranunculales, Papaveraceae.